UUUUUUGUUCCGGGUUUAGGAACCAAAGUAUCUGCUUUGUUUUUUGCUACCUAAAUUUCAAACGGCAAAAAUGGGUAACAUUAAAAUUAUGCGACCAACGGCAACACGAGACAGUGAAAGUUAGAGGUUGUGGGUUUUCUGCAGUACGGUGAAACUUUGCAAUGGCUGGGCGCCGCUGAUGCGCGGGAGUUUUCAAACUGGGCGAGUCCACAGACCGUGGGUCCGUUUAAAGAGGAUGCUAAUCUGUGUGCUACUUAGCCACGGUUAGCUUCGUACAUUUCUUACUUUACAGUGUUGUUAAAUGCUUGCAACGUUACGUUAGACGCGUUUCUAUUUUUUUAAAUAUUAUUUCGUGUAGCCAUUUAUGUUUCAACAUGUACUUAGAUAAACAGAAUGCCACACGUAGUUUUAGCUAACUGGAGCCGCAUCUUCAGAUAGCCUUGUUUGUUGGUAGCGUUUGUUUUAACGCGUUCAAAUAGGAGGAUGUCCAGCUAGACAAAAUACAUUUUUUAUCUUCAAUCAGCCCACCAGCAAGUUUUGCAGCAUGUCCAUAGACUUUGACAGUGCUGCUCUCCAAACUCAGCAUGAUGAUGAAGAAUAUGACCAAGAGGACUACGCAAGGGAGCAAGAGUUGCACCAGCUGCUCACAGACCUGCCUGAUGACAUGCUGGAGGACAGCGUGGACUCCUCCUCCCCUGAGCUGGAGUGCUCCACCUACAGCAAUAAAAACGCAGCCAACAGCCCACGGGCUCAGUGGAACCAGCAGUGGUCAGAUCACACCCACACACAGAACUUUGAGGAUGACUAUGAUGGAAGCUCGCAUGGUGAUUAUGCCUAUAAAGAUGGAGUAGCUGAUAUUAAUGGGCAUCACAGUCAAAAUCAGCCCCUGCCUCAUACCUGGACUCAGGAACAUCAGUUUGGACCGGAGGAUUAUGAAUACACAAACCGAUGUACAGAGAACGAGGAUUUUCCCAUUCACUUUGAGCCGCAGUCAGCCCCGGAAAGAACUGAAAAUCACAUGGAAUAUAAUGGAGUAGAGGACUACACAGAUGAGCACAACUCCAGAAACCUCUUUCAACAGGAGGAUCAGCGUCUAAAUCAGUAUAAGGUCGGCUACAAUCCACAGCAUCCCGCCCAUCUACCAAAGAUGUUGAACUCUCAGUCCGCUCAGCAAGAAGGCCCCUAUGACCAGCUGCAGAGACAGCUCCUGGAUAAAACCCAACAAAAUGCGGAUCAGGAGCAGAUUUCUCAGCUUCAGAUUUUGAACAAAGCUCAACAAAGACAGAUUGAAGACAUGGAGCGGAAGCUGGAGGAUUCCCGCCGGAGUCUGCGAUACCUGGAGCAUCAGUUUGCAAUUGUCAAGGAUGAAAAGGACGGCCUUGCAGUCAGUCUAAAGGAAUCGAGUCGACUGGUUGAACAGGCCAAAGACAGAGAGGCUCAGAUGCAGAAAAAGCUAACAGCAGUGGAGCAGCAAUUACAGACCCUCAAUGAGCGAGACCAGGAGAACGUAAAGAAACUGGGGAUGGCAGACGCAGCUGUGGACAGCAUGAAGCAGCAGAUGCUGGAGCUUUGUCGCACUGAUACCCUGUCCAGAGUGCGGGAGCAACAUGACAGAGACAUCACCGUCCUGAAGGAGCAGCACAACGCAGCACUGCUAGCACUGCAGCAGAAUCUAGACUCGGCCUCUCGGGCUCUGAGCGAGCAGAUUGAUGCUGGUCAGAGGUUACGAGAGCAGGUGAAGCAGCUGGAGCGCCAAAGAGAAGACGAGCAAGUGGAGAGGGCUGGAGUCGUUAAUUCUCUUACUCAGCGCCUGGAGGAAAGCCAGCAGCAGUGUGCCAGGCUGCUUCAGACAAAUUCAGUUCAGGAGAUGAAACAAAUGGAAAUCAAGCUGCAGCAGGCUCAGUCUUCCAAAGCACUGAGUGAAAACAUGAACAAAGCUUUACAGGAGGACAUGGCUGAUCUGAAGGAGCAGAUCACUCUGUAUGAAUCUGCUGUGAAACAUGGAGUUGUGGCGCUAGACCUCAGCAGUGAGUGGGACCAUCAUCUGUCCGAAUCCUGUUUGGAUUUGGGAUUUAAGAAGGCAAAACGGAAGAAUGGGAUCCUUCACAGUGUUGUGGCCCAGCAAGCAGAUUCCAAGCUGCCCAAGGACGAGGCUUUAAGGCUUCUGCGGGCGGAGAUGCAGCGCUGUCUGGGGUGCUUAAAGGGGAAGCGGCAGAAGAUUGGUCAGCUGCAGGAGGAACUCCAGCAGCGCCAGGCUCAAGUUAACCAGCUGCAGACGGAGUUGGAGGAAGCAAAGCUUAACUCUGCUGGGAAAGAAAGCCAGAUGAAGACGAUGAGGACUCCGGACACUCAGGAUUUAAUUAAGCUACAGGAAGAAAAGCGGUGCCUGCAGGAGCAGCUGGAGCUUCUUGAAAAGCAAAACAAGGAGCUGAAACUGAGCGAAGAAAAGGUAAAGUGUGCCAACACUGAACUGUGCACCAAAAUGAGGCAAAUGAUCCAGGAGCUGGACCAGGAAAAGCAAGAAGCAGCAGAACGGUCUGAGCGGAUUAAUCAGCAGUAUCGGGAUGAUGUGGUGAACCGGCUCAGAACCGAACUGGUGCAGGAACAUGAAGCUCAGGUUGAAGAGCUGACUGCACUUCACCAGCAGCAGGUUCAGCAGCUCCAAAAGCAGCUGUCAGAAAUCAACGACAAAAUGUUAGCCGUGCAGGAGUGUUACAUAUCCGUCUGCAGAGAGAAGAGCUUGCUUGAAGACACAAUCAGCAACACGCAGAAGGAGAAGGAGACUGAAAUCCAGCAGCUAGUGGACUCUCGUGUGGCUUUAGUUGAAGCUGAGUGGAAGGCGAAACAUCAUGAGAUUGAGAAGGCCUGGACUAAGAAGCUGAAGGACUCUAAAGAUCAACAAAGAGAGGCUGCUGAGGUGGCUUGUCAAACAGAUGAGACUGAAGUCAACGGUGUGACGAGUUCUGCCGAAGUGCUGGACUCCAGGCUCACUGCCCAGAGACAGCAGCUCCAACUGGAAGCUGACAGAGUGCAACGGCAAGCUGUGGAGGAUGCCAGGAAACACGUCCAGAGAGAGCUGCAAAAGAAGCACCUGCAGGACAUGGCAAAGCAGGUUGAAGGAGCUGUAACUCGUGCUUAUAAUCGCUGGAUCGAGGAUCUGCCUUCUUUACCUGAAUACAAAGCCCGUCUGCAAGCAGAAAAGGAAAAGUGGGAAAUGUCGCAGGAAAAACUCAGAAAGCAGAGACUGUCCCAGGCUCUGAAGGAUACAGAGGAGCAGGGGCACAGGGACCAGCCGGAGCAGCACAGCUCUGGAGCCAAGAGGGUGGAGGAGCUUCAAGAGGAGAUGGGGGUUCUCAAGAGUCAACUAGAAGACGCAGCAACGGAGCACGCUGCCCUGCUGAAAGCUGAGCUGGCCGCAGCCAGAGCGGCCUGGAACAGAGACAAACAGCAGGAGAUCUCCAUCAUCCAGGCCUGCAGCGAGCAGGCGUGUCAGUCUAAGCUGCAGGAGCAAAGCACGAGGAUGGAGCAGGCUCUGCAGCAGGCCCGAGAGGACGCUGAGCUCCAGAAGAAAGAGCUGCUCCUACAGAUGGAGGCCAGACUUGAGCAGACAUUGAGGGCGCGAGAGGAAGAGUGGAGAUGCCAGCUCUCAGAGAGGAAGACACUCCAGCAGAUGAGAGCAGAGUUUCUUGCAGAACUUCAGUCUGGACUUGCAGAAGUUCACAACAGACUCUUUGAAACCACUAAAACGGAUCGGGAAGAGACUGACAGCAGAACCAGUGGAUCCACCUCAGAGGCGACCAUAACCUGCAUCAUUGAAGCCUCCGUCAGAGAUGUGGUGAACAGAGCUGUUUCAGAGGCUGAAAAGGAGUGGAAAAGAAUGAGCGAGGAGAAACUGAAGUGGGCCCUAAAAGAAGCUCAGGAUCAGCAUGCAAGAGAAAUCCGCAAAGUUCAAAGCUCUUCAUCCCAGAGGAAGGAGCAGCUGCGCUGCAGCAGAGACUGCUCGGAGGCGCUGAGCAAACUGCAGAAGAAGAACCAGGAGCUGCAGAGACAUUUAGAGAAAGCCUGCCGCCAACUUCAGCAUAGCAUCCGGGAACACAAAAGAUCCAUGCAGCAUCUAAAAGAUGAGCAUGAAAGAAAACUACAGACGAUGUCUUCAGAUCAUCUGCAACAACUAGAGGAAGUGAAGAGAGUCGCAGAAACGUCUGGCAGAAGUUCUGACCAACAGAGUCUUCAUCAAGGCCUGGAGGAGAUGAAGCAGCAGUAUCUGACCACCGUAGAGAAGAUCAGAGGAGACAUGUUGCGUUACCUCCAGGAGAGCCGGGAGCGUGCAGCAGAGAUGAUCCGUACUGAGGUGCAGCGGGAGAGGCAGAACACAGCCAGAAAGAUGCGGCACUAUUAUCUGACCUGUCUGCAGGAGUUACUGGAGGACGGGGGGAAGACGACAGGAGCUGAAAAGAAAAUCAUGAAUGCUGCAAGCAAGCUGGCGGCUAUGGCUAAAGUGCUAGAAACUCCAAUCAGAGCUAAAUCGGUAAAGAAGCCUGGUUCAUCAGCUGUGUCCACCGCCAUCUCUGGCAGCCAGCCGAGCAGAAGCGCAGCUUUCAAGAAGAACCCGUCGGCAGUACCGGAGCGUCCAGAGACGGGUCCAGAAGGAAGAUCUCACGAGGGGAAGACUUCUGCUGAUUCAAGGCAGAAAGCUAGUGCUCCAGUGAAGACUCAAGUUUUUAGCUUCCAGGAGGGCCCUGCAUGUGACCAAGGCUUGGAAUCCAGACUGCCUCGCACAAAUCCAUCAUCUCCACCCAAAGCAGCUACUCAGUUCCACGUAGAUUUUGUGAACUUGUCUGUGAGUGGCAGAAACCUGGAGCUGUACCUGCAGGGAGGAGAACCAAGCAAAGCGGACGCUUCCCCAGAGCCAGCAUCACGAUGGAAACCUUUCCUCGUCCAGGAGCCUCCCGUCAGAGAGCAGAAACCCACAGACUGGACUGCGACGAGCUGCGCCGUAAAUCUCCCCAGACUGUCCGACUUUGGGAGAGUCGAACCUGUGAAGCCUUUUUCUGUGUCCACCGUCAGAGAGGCGGGAGAGCUGGACAGCCUGACCUCAGACACGCCCCACCUAACAUUUUAUGAGGAGAUGCCCAGGAAGCCGGAAACCUUCACCCCCGCUAAGAAAAGCGCUCACAGAGAGCCGACGCCGGGCUCAGAAUGUGGGGCGAAUCGUUCUGGACCUUUGUUCUCCGAGCUGAGACGGCGGCAGCAGGACAGCGGCUUUGACAGUCCGUUUUACCAGAAAGGAGGAGCAAAGGACGGACAGGUAUGAGGGGAAGGGCAGUCAACCCACCCAAAGCUGAAACACCAGUUAACCUUUUUUUACCGUUAGUUUAUUUUAUGAUUUAAAAACCUUGUACACUCCCUGGCAGUACGUCUGUUUCUCUUUUUUGAGUUAAAGGAUCUGUAAAGCUCACACAGAUGUUUUGCUUCUUGACAAGUUAAACUGCAAACAGCCACUUCCUCCAUGAUUAACAUAUUCAAAUGAAAAGUUUUACAUUCAUAAAACCCGUUGUCUCUGAAUUGAUUGAUUGUCAAACUCACUGAAAGCAGAGAUUUUUGUUUCCAAAUAUUUCUUCAACCUGUUAUUUCAAGGCUUUGGUUGAGUGUCACACCUGGUUUUGUGCAUUUCUGUGUGUAUGUCUGUAAAAGUUGUAGAUUUUGGGCGAAACAAACCCAAGAUAAACUUGUGUUUUUGUCCAAAUUAACACAGCCGGUGUUCCUGCUGCUUUGUAUGAAUGUUUAGCAUAGGAUCUGUGAAAAAUCCUGUUUAUGUCCAAAGUUUUAGUUUUUGCCGCAACAUUGUUGUUAUAAACUGACUAUUUACUCUCAAUGUGGGAGAUGUCAGGCUUAUUAUUUAAAACUUUAUAGUAUUUUCAUUGUUUUUGUUGUAAAUGUUGAUAUGCUGUGCAUAUCAUGUGAAAGUCUUUUGUCUUUAAGUCUUUUUUUUUUUUAAUAAAUCCUAUUUAUAUUUCAAA
Oryzias latipes (Japanese medaka) is the source of this 6020-nucleotide messenger RNA. It is a transcript of the gene cep152, whose product is annotated as centrosomal protein 152. Gene Ontology annotation, cellular component: centrosome. The record is from RefSeq and is a predicted model, not a curated record. Lineage: Eukaryota; Metazoa; Chordata; Actinopteri; Beloniformes; Adrianichthyidae. Gene Ontology annotation, biological process: centriole replication.